AUGGGGGCCUUCAACAGCUGCUUCUCCAGCACUUUGCGGCUUUGCUGCUCCAAAAGAGUCCACCAGAUUCGCGUGGCGGGGCCGGCCCAGGCGGGCAAGACUUCCAUCAUAAAGUGGAUGAAGUACAAGAGUUUCUUCAAACUCGCCCCCACCGAGGGACUAGAAGUCGACAGGAUCGACUACCCUGACACCGCCCUUGUCAUGUGGGAUACGCGCCAGCACUUCGAAGACAUGGUGAGCCCCACCAGCUGGACAUUCGCUGCAUCAUUUUCGUGGUCGACAGCGCAGACCCGGGCCGGCUCCGCGUGGGCAAACCGCUCGCUGGACCGGCUGCUGCGGGACCUCCCCAACGCCAGCAUUCUGCUGGUCUUCGCCACCAAACAAGACCGGCCCGGCGCGCUGUCUGUGGCGGACAUUCAGCAGCAACUCCACCUCCACCAACUCGUCGACAAGGAGUGCGGAGUCUUUGCAUGCAGCGCCAAAACUGGAGAAGGAAUUGAAGAAGGAGUCUCUUGGCUUAUUCGCCAGCUGAAGCAGCAAGACGGCGCCAGCUGCGCAUGCGAAGCAGACUCCGCAAUUCCCUGCUUCCUGCAGCAGCUCCCAGUCUAG
Messenger RNA from Eimeria necatrix, 609 nucleotides. Its product is annotated as ADP-ribosylation factor-like protein 1, putative. Gene Ontology annotation, biological process: vesicle-mediated transport; intracellular protein transport. Gene Ontology annotation, molecular function: GTPase activity; GTP binding. Gene Ontology annotation, cellular component: cytoplasm; Golgi apparatus. NCBI's taxonomy places the organism in Eukaryota, Apicomplexa, Conoidasida, Eucoccidiorida, Eimeriidae. The transcript has 5 exons. The record is from RefSeq and is a predicted model, not a curated record. The coding region runs from base 1 to 609 and encodes 202 amino acids.